Sturnus vulgaris (Common starling) is the source of this 1473-nucleotide messenger RNA. RefSeq names its product activity regulated cytoskeleton associated protein (gene ARC). The record is from RefSeq and is a predicted model, not a curated record. Gene Ontology annotation, molecular function: mRNA binding. Gene Ontology annotation, cellular component: cytoplasm; actin cytoskeleton; plasma membrane. Lineage: Eukaryota; Metazoa; Chordata; Aves; Passeriformes; Sturnidae. Gene Ontology annotation, biological process: regulation of neuronal synaptic plasticity; positive regulation of AMPA receptor activity; regulation of long-term synaptic potentiation.
UCUCUGUGUGUCUUUCAGGAAGUGUUGUGGUGGGGGUUUCUUGGGGAUCCAGCUUUAGUGCCAGGGUUUAUAACCCGGUUCUUUGCGCGUUUGCCACUCGCACGGUCGGAGCCAUGCAGCUGGACAACGUGACCAGCGCGGGUGUCCACUCCUUCCAGGGCCACCGUGGAGUAGCCAACAAGCCCAAUGUGAUCCUGCAGAUAGGGAAGUGCAGGGCAGAAAUGCUGGAGCAUGUCCGGAGGACCCACCGGCACCUCCUGACAGAGGUCUCCAAGCAGGUGGAGCGGGAGCUGAAGGGAUUGCAGAAAUCCGUGGGGAAGUUGGAGAACAACUUAGAGGACCACGUCCCGACUGAAAACCAGAGAUGGAAGAAGUCCAUCAAGGCCUGCCUGGUCAGAUGCCAGGAGACCAUUGCCCACCUAGAGAGGUGGGUCAAGAGGGAGAUGAAUGUUUGGAAGGAGGUCUUUUUCCGCCUGGAAAAGUGGGCUGACCGCCUGGAGUCCAUGGGAGGCAAAUACUGCCCUGGGGAGCAGGGCAAGCAGACGGUGUCCGUGGGGGUGGGAGGCCCAGAGAUAAGGCCAGGUGAGGGGGAGAUUUAUGAUUAUGCCCUGGACAUGAGCCAGAUGUAUGCCCUGACCCCUCCUCCCGGGGAGGUGCCUAGCAUCCCCCAGGGCCACGAUUCCUACCAGUGGGUCUCCGUGUCCGAGGACGCUCCAGCCUCCCCGGUGGAGACCCAGGUGUUUGAGGAUCCCCGGGAGUUCUUGAGCCACUUGGAGGAAUACUUGAAGCAGGUGGGUGGGACAGAGGAGUAUUGGCUGUCUCAGAUCCAAAACCACAUGAACGGCCCAGCUAAAAAGUGGUGGGAGUACAAGCAGGACUCCGUCAAAAACUGGGUCGAGUUCAAGAAAGAGUUCCUGCAGUACAGCGAGGGAACUCUGACUAGGGAUGCUAUCAAAAGGGAGCUGGAUUUGCCCCAGAAAGAGGGGGAGCCCCUGGAUCAGUUCCUUUGGCGCAAGAGAGACCUGUACCAGACCCUCUAUGUGGAUGCAGAUGAGGAGGAGAUUAUCCAGUACGUGGUAGGAACCCUCCAGCCCAAACUGAAGCGUUUCCUGAGCUACCCCCUGCCCAAGACCUUAGAGCAGCUGAUCCAGAGGGGCAAGGAAGUCCAAGGCAACAUGGAGCACUCUGAGGAGCCCAGCCCACAGAGGACCCCCGAGGCUCAGCCAGGAGACUCCGUGGAGACCGUGCCCCCCUCCACCACCGCCAGCCCCGUGCCCAGCAAUGGGACUCAACCUGAGCCCCCCAGCCCCCCAGCCACUGUCAUAUGAGCUGCCCUCAGGGGGGUCUGGGUUCCGUGGAAGGGAGAAGGGGGCUUGUUUAGGAAGCUUCUCCUUGGAGGGAAGUUCUGGCUGAGACGAGACCUGAGGAGUGCUCAGUCCAACAGCCCGGAGCAGAGGGGUUGACUUUGCUCCU